CGCUUGAAAUUUGGCUUUUUGUUUCCUUCGGCUUCAAUUCAUGCAAAUAUUCUCUCACUCGCGACCUCUUCACAUCUGAUUGGAGACCCUUCCGCUCUGGUUCUCAGAUCGAAACCCUACUUUGGGGGCAAAAGCCCUACUUAUAAUUCAAGGACUCGGCGACAUCCAGGCUGGAGAUGCGAGUCCGUGGAGGAUUCUCGUAGUGCCGACUGCGAUUUCGGCGCUUGCGGGGAUAUUGUUCUCGUGGAAUUGUCGGGGGUGGCGGUUUCUAGUGUCGAGCACAUGAAGGAUUCCUCCGAUCGGACGAAGGUUGUGGUGCGGCGCUUGCCGCCGUCGAUCUCGCAGUCGGUACUGAUGGAGCAGAUCGAUGGCAGGUUUGCUGGACGAUACGAUUGGGUGUUCUUUCGUCCCGGAAAGAAUAGCCGAAAAAACCAGAGACAUUCACGUGCAUACCUUAACUUUGAGAGAUCAGACGAUGUGGUUGAGUUUGCUGAGUUUUUUGAUGGGCACAUUUUUGUCAACGAGAAGGGUGCUCAUUUCAAAGCUGUCAUAGAGUAUGCACCCUCCCAACGAGUUCCAAAGCCAUGGUCAAAGAAAGAUGUUUGUGAAGGGACUCUAUCUAAGGAUCCUGAAUAUAUGGAUUUUCUUGGGCUCUUAUCGAAGCCUGUGGAACAUCUUCCUAGUGCUGAGGUUCAGCUAGAGAGGAAAGAAGCUGAAAGAGCUGGUGGUACAAAAGAAUCACUCAUAGUGACACCCCUAAUGGAUUUUGUUCGACGAAAAAGAGCAGCUAAAGGUGGUGUUCAGGGACCAUGCAGUGGUGGUAAAGUUAGCAGAAGAACUUUAAUGGUUUCCACUGGCAGCUCGAGCCCUUCUAAAAGAGGAUCUGAGAAGCGUAAGUAUGUGUCAAGGGAAACUAUGAAAAGGGGGAAAACCAAAGACAAAUCAAGUUACAUUUUGAUGUCGAGGAGAGAAGAACAGUGGCCAUCAGUAGAUAAAUCUGCUCCUGUAGCUUCUGCAAUGGGAAAAGAAGCUUUGGAAGAUGAUUUUGCUUCUGUAAUUGUUGAAUCCGGAAAGAGCAGAAUCAUUCUCUUGAAAGGGAAGGAGAAAGAAGGUUCUGAUCCAUUUAGAGGUGUGGUGCAACAGCAGGUUGUGAUGUCAUCUGCGAGAAACUCACCAACUUCAACAUCGAAACACAACCGGGCAAGUGGAAUAAUCAUUAGAAGCAUUCUCUCAAAGGAAGGGCAUCUGAAUCAGUCAUGUGUAGCUGCAUCCCAUCCUGAGCUGCAAAUACAGGCAGCAAAUGUGGAGAAGGACAAGCACUCACCAUUGCUUCCCAAUGCAUGCUCAAAAAAUGACUAUAUAUCACGUAGUUCGUCAAUUGCAUCUGUUUCUGAUGGUGACGAUAAAAGACACAUAGACACUAAGGUUGUUGCUAUAAACAAUGCACAUGGUUCUUUAUCAAUCAAUGUAAAGCACGAAAAACAGGCCCGAAAAAAAGAUAGACAUGAUCGUGGUAUUUGGGCUCUUCGGCGCUCAGACAUAGCUCAACCUAGUGAUAGAACUCCAUCCACUGAUGCCCCCCAGAUGUUGACAGAUUCUUUAGGAAGCAUCUACGUUUCUCAACAGGCAGCUGAUAAAGUUGAAGAGGUGGAUAUGUUUGUUCCGAGUGCUUGUGUUAGGAAUGGCAGCAAAUCACAUGCUGCCUAUGAGCUGUCAUUAGUUCAUGGAGAGAGAAAAGCUGAUGUGCCUUAUACAAGUAGAAGUGAAGACAUGAAGAUUCAUAGAGGGAGAAGAAGUCUUUCUGCAGUCGAGAAUGGUUCCCAUAGGCAUGUUGGCCGCCGUGGAUCAGCACGUGGUUUAAAGGAAGUGGAUAACUCUUUGAGUUUAUUAGAGGGAAAAAGUUCCAAGAGAGGAUCCACCAGUUACAGUUUCCACGAGAGACAAGUAUGGGUUCAGAAGGCAGGCUCGAGUUCGUGAAUAUUCUAGUUGAAUAGAUACAUGUAUUGUUGCAGAUUUGUUGAAUUGCGGCAACAUUUUGGUUUUGGACCUCAGCCUGUUCUCAGUUUUUGAUUAUCUAAAUUUCACACAGAGUAAAAAGCCUCUUUGGGUAAAUGCUUGUUCAACUAUCCUAUUAUCAAAUUGUUCCCAUAAGAAAUUACAUCUCCAGCUUAGUCAAAGGCAGCAUGAUCUAAAAAGUAGCUAGCAGGUGAAAUAAUUAAGCUAAUGGGUCUGCAAGUUGCAUACAAGAAUGGGUUCCUCUGUUAGCUAACAGUUUUAAAGGAUGGUGGCUGUACUAGGUGUGGAAAUGGAAGAUCUGUCUUUACCCUUUGACCAUCCAUCAGUGGGUUGGUUCAAAUAUUACCAGCUUGGUGACGUAAACGAAGUUCUUUCUCAGGCAUCUUUGCAGAAGAACAAGGGAGCUUUUUUCAGCAACCUCUCUUAGUUGAGCAUGUAAAGAAUGCUUGGUUUUUGUUGUUUUGGGAAAGCCUUUUGUGAACUACCUGAUUUUGGUAAAUGUAUUAGUAGGAAACAUCACUUUCUAAGCACCCUAUGUUUGUCAUUAGUGGUUGACGAGUGGAGUGGUGGUUGGAUUGAGUGAAGAGAGUGAUGUAAGUGACUGAAGCAUUGGAGCGGGUUCUGGGGAAGGUCGGUCUGGAUGAAAUUUGGUGUUGACUGUAUUAUAAACUAAGAUUUUGUGUGUGAUGCUUUGUGCUGUUCUUCGUA
This is a messenger RNA of Musa acuminata subsp. malaccensis (wild Malaysian banana), 2724 nucleotides long. Its product is annotated as regulator of nonsense transcripts UPF3. Gene Ontology annotation, cellular component: cytoplasm; nucleolus. The record is from RefSeq and is a predicted model, not a curated record. Lineage: Eukaryota; Viridiplantae; Streptophyta; Magnoliopsida; Zingiberales; Musaceae. Gene Ontology annotation, biological process: positive regulation of translation; nuclear-transcribed mRNA catabolic process, nonsense-mediated decay. Gene Ontology annotation, molecular function: mRNA binding.